Messenger RNA from Paramisgurnus dabryanus, 2267 nucleotides. Its product is annotated as myelin-associated glycoprotein-like. The record is from RefSeq and is a predicted model, not a curated record. Lineage: Eukaryota; Metazoa; Chordata; Actinopteri; Cypriniformes; Cobitidae.
AAAGGUUACCGCCCAAUGGAAAGUGAAAGUUAUAAAAACAUUUUUGUAAAUAAGAGCACACAUUGUGAUCCAGGGAUGAAAGGACAGCUGUUACUUCAUCUAGUUUUCCAAGUUUUUUGGAUUUUCGUGUUUGCUGAUGUUUGGAAGGUGAAAGUAGAGCACGAAAUGAAGGCUUUGGUCUCAUCUUGUGUUGUGUUGCCCUGUUCAUUCCAAUAUCCCGGAACAAGACAGCCCUCUGCUCGUACGAGAGGUAUUUGGCACAAAAAAGACAAAUGGGAAGACUACGUCUAUUAUGAGGAUAAAACAAGAAUCUUAGACAAUUUCAAGGAUCGCACCAGAAUGGUUGGACGACUGGGUGAUUUAAACUGCUCACUGGAGAUCGAUGAAGUGAAAAGCCAUGACAACGGCCCAUUUUGUUUUAGAGUUGAAUUAGAGACAUCAGAAAAAAACAGAUACUCCUUUGUGGAAAAUUGUGUACACAUUAGUAUGAUUGAGCAAGCCUCACAACCGGAGCUGCAUUCUGAUCUGGCUGUACAGGAGGGUCAUCCUGUGAUCUUCAGAUGCUCUGUCAGACACACCUGCCCCUCCCACCAGCCCACUCUCACCUGGAACCACAAUGGCCAUAACAUGAUGAGCUAUAAGGAAAUGGGUCAUGGGAACUGGGAAGUUGAGUCUAUUCUGACCUUCACACCCACAAAAGACGACGAUCACAGCGAUAUCAUGUGCACAGUCAGUUACCAUGGUGUCAAGGAUAAAUUAGUAGCCAGUCGUCCCAUCUUUGUGCAAGCAGAACAAACUGAUGUCAACCACAUCCUGAUUCCAGUCUUCUGUGGUCUUGGAGCCGCUCUACUGGCUGGAGGACUGUGUUUCUUUAUAGGCAAAAGAUGCAAUGAGUAAACCGGUAAACCGGAGUACCUGGUGGAAACUCAUGCUGACACAUGAAGGCCUCUUGAAUCAGCCGAGGCUUAAAACAAGGACCUUAAUAUAUAGCAAUAACAUAUAUGUGCAUACACGUACACGCACAUGCGCACGCACACACACACACACACACACACACACACACACACACACACAAUACUGUGCAAAAGUCUUAGGACACCAUGCUAGAAUUAGAUUUGUUGUUUUUGCGAUGUUAUAGUGAUCAUAAUUGUUUCUCAGUCUCUUUAAUAGAAUACAGGAAAAAUACAGGAUAUGUGUAUAUAAUAUUAAAAACUGUAUAAGAAUAUGUAAACUAAUGUGUCAACUCCCCUUCCAGGAAACUGCAGGAUCUCUUAAACCUAAAUAAAAUUAAAUCCUAAUUUCUCAUUUUAAAGAAAUUAUUCUUUUAACUUCGUUCUGGUCAAAAACGCUCAAGAUGUGUUUAGUGCCAAGAGAGGUCACACUAAACACAGACGAAGCCUAAAGAAGACAUUUAGUCCUGAUUUUCUUUGUACAUAUUUCCUGUAUUUUCUGUUUGUAUCUUAAUAAAAUAAAUUGAAAAAUAAAUAUGGAUGGACACUAAAACUUCUAAAACAACAAGUCUGGUGGUGGUGGCCUAAGACUUUUGCACAGUGCUGUAUAUAUGCACCCAAUACAUACAGUACACUAUAUAUAUAUAUAUAUAUAUAUACACAUUAUAACUUGUUAAAGACCUGUUUGUGUAUGUAUAAUAAUUACACUAUAUUCGAAAGGGUCAAAUUUCCACACUAACAUGCAUGUAUAUAUAUAUAUAUAUAUAUAUAUAUAUAUAUAUAUAUAUAUAUAUAUAUAUAUAUAUAUAUAUAUAUAUGUAUAUAUAUAUAUAUUAUUCAAUUUAUUGUAUAUUCAUUUUUAUUUGCAUAUUUCCAAUUAUACAUUUAAUUUACUCUUGUUCUAUCUUGUGUUGUGGUCUGCAUUGUCUUCACAAAUAAUAGUUUAUAUAAAUAAUAGUUUUCAUUAAAAGAUUUUUAACAACAUCCUAAAUCAUUGUAAAGCAGUAAAUGUUGAUGGAUUUUGCUUAGUAGGCUACAUACUAAUAAAAUCCAAAAAAUACCUACUGAAUUAAAAUAAAGCAAUUUUCCAUAUUUUUUAUAGCUGUUUUACUUUUAUGUGUAUAAGUACAUUUAGUUUUACUUCAUUAAGUUGUGUUUUGGGAUAAAGGAAAUGUCUGUAAAAUUAACAGAAAAUUACCAGCAUAUUGUCUAUUAUGUUUUAUUACAGUGCGUAACUCCUGUUAAAUAAGGUCAAAAUGAACAUUAAAAUGCCAUGCGACUAAAAUUAUUCAAUAAACCAUUUUCAUUGUAUUCUGU